Molecule: messenger RNA, 186 nt
Organism: Colletotrichum orchidophilum
Lineage: Eukaryota; Fungi; Ascomycota; Sordariomycetes; Glomerellales; Glomerellaceae
Exons: 1
Source: RefSeq, a predicted model, not a curated record
AUAAAUAUUACGUUUUAUUUACUUUUAAAUCGCGUAUAUAAAAAUAAAAUUAACUUAUUUAUUAAAUUCUUUAUUAAUUAUAUUAUAAAGUCCGAGUUUUUUAUUAUUUUCCGUAAAGCUUAUAAUAAAGUUUUUUUAGAUAAAAAUAUUAAAUCCGUUUUUUAUAAAACUAAAACUUUAUUGUAA